CAGAGCCGGUACAGUGUAGCAGAGGCGGCGAACUACAGUGUAGCCAGCCGGUCCAGUACAAUGUAGCGGCAGCCAGGUGGGAUGCUAUGGAAUAUGAUGAGAAGCUGGUUCGGUUCCGGCAGGCCCACCUCAACCCCUUCAACAAGCAGCUUGGACCAAGGCACCAUGAACAAGAAGCCAAUGAGAAGGCCCAGGAAGUCACUUCUGAAGAGGCCCUGCCUGAGCUGCCCGCUGGGGAACCUGAGUUCAGGUACUCGGAGCGCAUGAUGGAUCUUGGCCUGUCUGAGGACCACUUUUCCCGCCCUGUGGGUCUCUUCCUGGCCUCGGAUGUCCAGCAGCUACGGCAGGCAAUCGAAGAAUGCAAACAGGUGAUCUUGGAGCUGCCAGAGCAGUCAGAGAAGCAGAAAGACGCAGUUGUGAGACUGAUCCACCUCAGGCUGAAGCUCCAGGAGCUGAAGGACCCCAAUGAAGAGGAACCCAACAUCCGGGUCCUCCUAGAGCAUCGCUUCUAUAAGGAGAAGAGCAAGAGCGUCAAACAAACCUGCGACAAGUGCAAUACCACCAUCUGGGGCCUCAUCCAGACCUGGUACACCUGCACAGGGUGUUAUUACCGCUGUCACAGCAAGUGCCUGAACCUCAUCUCCAAACCAUGUGUCAGCUCCAAGGUCAGUCACCAGGCUGAAUACGAGCUGAACAUCUGCCCCGAGACCGGGCUGGACAGUCAGGACUACCGCUGUGCCGAGUGCCGCGCACCCAUCUCUCUACGAGGUGUGCCCAGUGAGGCCCGACAGUGCGACUACACCGGCCAGUACUACUGCAGUCACUGCCACUGGAACGACCUGGCUGUCAUCCCUGCGAGAGUGGUACACAACUGGGACUUUGAGCCACGCAAGGUGUCCCGUUGCAGCAUGCGCUACCUGGCACUGAUGGUGUCCCGGCCAGUGCUCCGGCUCCGGGAGAUUAACCCUCUGCUGUUUAACUUUGUGGAAGAGCUGGUGGAGAUCCGGAAGCUGCGCCAGGACAUCCUGCUUAUGAAGCCAUACUUUAUCACCUGCAAGGAGGCCAUGGAGGCACGACUGCUGCUGCAGCUCCAAGACCGACAGCACUUUGUGGAGAACGACGAGAUGUACUCCAUCCAGGACCUCUUGGAGGUGCACAUGGGCCGCCUCAGCUGCUCGCUAACGGAGAUCCACACGCUCUUCGCCAAACACAUCAAGCUGGACUGUGAGCGGUGCCAAGCCAAGGGGUUCGUCUGUGAACUCUGCAAGGAAGGUGACGUGCUGUUCCCGUUCGACAGCCAUACAUCCGUGUGCAGCGACUGUUCAGCUGUCUUCCACAGGGACUGUUAUUAUGACAACUCGACCACGUGCCCCAAGUGUGCCCGACUCACGUUGAGGAAGCAGUCACUAUUCCAGGAGCCUGGUCUAGACUUGGAUGCCUAGAACACUGGAGGAGAACGCCAGGCACCCUAUCUGCCCCUCUGGCUGCCACCUGCUGGCCUUGCCCACCAGAUGUGCAUUCUACUCUGGAGACCCCCGAGUGCAUCCUCCGGGCCUCUUCGUCUCUUUCGGACCAGAAGGAAGUGACUAGUGGCCCCCGGGACUCUUAUUCCUCAGGUGCUUGCCGAGACUUCGAGUGUGUAUACCUGGCUGUUUAUUGGAUGUGCUGCUAUAAGGGGUCAAAAUGCUGCCUGUGCCCCAUUGUAGGUCUCCUUAGGUAGAGGAGCCUGGGCGUGGCUCUCCAGGAAAGUCACUCUCCUAUGGCAGACAGCCUUCCAGGCCUUUAAAUCCAAUCCUUCUGCUCCAUAGAGGUGGCCUCGCUCCUGUCUAGAGCACCCUUACAACGGUCAGAAACUUCAGAGGCCUGUCCAGUGAGAGGAUGCCUCCUGACUGAGUUUUAUCUCUGUUGAGGAAGAUUUAGGUUCUACUUAGAGGCUCCCAACCCUCCUAGCACCUUGUCUCCUUGGAGACAUCUGGGUUUCGCUGACUGGGGCUGUUCACUACUAUGUCCCAUGGACCUUCCCCAGCAUCCUCAUCCUCAGUCAGUCAUGUGUGCUUCUCCGCCCCUUUUGUACAAUAGGGAGGGAAGGGGUCUGUGGAGCUUCUCUUGGCAGAUAAGCCUGCUUCUGUCACAGCCUGGUCCACUUUAUCCUGGUGCUCUGAGCUGGGCAGCUAGGGACCCAUCCUAAGGACUAACGUUUGGCCUCCAGUUACAUAGGUGGGACUGUGUCUGGGGCGGGGGUUCUAGGUCAGGUGAGCCUGUCGGUUAUCGUGGGCCUAUGUGGCAUUCAGGGGGCUAAACUUUCCCACAAAGGUCAUUGUCCUGAUGAUGGAGUGCUGUGCUUGAGGAUGACCAGUUGCUGGGUGUUGACAUAGGAGCCUAAGAGCUAGGAAUAUUUGCUAGACUCAAGCAGGAGGUCUAUGGUCCAUGCAGGAAGGUCCAGGCUUUGAAGGUGGGCGGACCUACACCUUUCCAGUGAGACACGUUCCACCUCCAUGCACACACCCCAUAAAUCCUAUGAUGGAAGAUGUGAGGAGAUGAGGAGACCUCAAAAUUCAGCUUCUGCCUUUCUUCCUGGGAAGCAGGAGUUGGUUGCAUCUGCCCCUUUACCUCUUGUCUGUGAAUUGCUGUUGACACACACAGGUGGCAGAGGCCAGGGCAUGUCACAACUUGGAUUUCUUUCACCUUUAAUGAGGCACAAGAAGAGAGACUCCUCACCUAGUCAGAUGAAGCUUAGCUUACUGGCAUGCCUGAGGGAUGGAUGGACAUACUGCCACCUCCUCCUUACUCCUCUUUACCAUCAGGUGGCUUUACUCAUGCUGUCUUUUCUGUUUCAGUUUUCCCAUCUGGAAAAAGUUGGGAAGGUGGAGUUGACCUGCCUGAGGGUGAAAGGUCAGGAGUCCUUUGAGUGUGAUGUGGGUCAGCAGAGGUCCCCGUCCCACUUCCUCUUUGGUGUGAAAGAGGGUCUUAAAACCAAAUGCCAUUUCCCACACUCCCAAAUCUGUGUGUUUCCUGCCAUUGUAUCACAUGUCUGUCCUGAGGCUGUUGGCCCUUCCUGAGCCUCCUGUGUAAUCAACUUCACGUUUCCAACUAUAAAUCAUUAGUGUCUAAAGAAAAUGUUACUAGUCUGGCAUUUGUUGAACAGAGUGUUGGGCCUCCCCUUAGAGCAUCCUCCAAACUUCCUCCCUCAAUACCUCUCUUCUAUCAUUGCCUUCAGGAUGAUGCAGAUUUGGCAGAAACAUUCUGUGAGUCCACAGCUUGGUACAAAGAGUGUAGCCAGCAGCAGAAGCCCAUGCGCAUGUCUGACACUUUUUGGAAGAGUAUACCCAAUGGUAUCCAUCAUGGAUCCAGGCUGGCAACUGGGAGGUCUGGUCACAACAGUUGCCACUGUGGUCUUGGUCUCAUUAAUUAUGGGAUAUCUAGACUGGUGUAUGGUGAAUCUGGGACAAAGCAGAGUUCAACACAAGCCAGUGACAAGUUUAGGAAAACAUCCUAGCCUUCCAUAGUUCAUGGGUUUGAGUAUGAUAUUUGAGUGAAAAUAAUAUUUAAGGAUUCAGUGAAAGAAACAUUUAGAUUGGUGUCAGACAAGCCCCAAGCCUGUUCUGAUACUGUGUAGAGAAGUUUCCCAACAAAGACCAAUUUUGGUCUUCAUUUGGGUGAGGUGGGAUGCCCACACAUGUACCCUUGGGGUUUAGGUUACAGGAAUUGUUUCACUUGUACCUGGCAUGGAGAGGAUGCAGUGUAAUAGGAGCCAUAUUUCUCUGGAGUCCUUGACUGUCUGAUUUACGUAAAUAUGAGAGUCUCUGAUUGCGUGACCGUGGCAGAUUCAGCCAGAGCUCCACUUUCACUCCCGGGACAUCAUUCAUUCUUAAAAGCCAGACACAGAAAAGGUGCCAUUACUGCAGUUCAAGGCUUUAACCUUUGUCCUUGUGCACUGGCUUCAGAGGAGCUAUGAACAGUCUUCCUGUGUGUCCCAGCACGGUGGUCCACCCCACAUGUCCCAACACUUGACAGGCAGAGUCAGAGGUCAGCUUGGGACACAUGGUGGGAUAAUGCCUUAUAAUCUCUCCCAAGCAAGUCACCCUCAAACAGUUUCAGUCUUGAUUGGCUACUCUGCUGUCGUCUCUGCUGGAGAGAUGCCUAAGGACCGUCUGUUGGCACACCACACAGCACAGAAGACUCCGGGUUGAGACGCACGUGCCUUUGGGCACAUUGGCGGCUGUGGCUGUACGCUGUACACCUUUAUCUAGAAGUGUACAGCUCCCUUCCUCUCAGAUUUCAAGUGCUUGUUUUCUCUCAGUGCUUAUACUUUAAAGUAGGCAAAACUGCCUAUUUGUCCAUUUUCUGGAUUCCCCAAUGUUAACAUUUUUAUCCUGCUGACUUUAUUCAUUCUCUCUUUCUCUCUCUCUCUCUCUCUCCUUCC
Messenger RNA from Arvicanthis niloticus (Nile rat), 4423 nucleotides. RefSeq names its product differentially expressed in FDCP 8 homolog (gene Def8). The record is from RefSeq and is a predicted model, not a curated record. Lineage: Eukaryota; Metazoa; Chordata; Mammalia; Rodentia; Muridae.